AUGCGACUUUCCCUUGAGCCCUUAACGAUCGUUCUGGCCUGCCUAGCCACUGGCUACGCCUCCCAGAUUCCGCCUGAUACGCCUCUUUCCGAGCUGAUCUCCUCGGCCAAGGCCCACCUCGCAAAGGGCUCGCCACGCGACGCUCUGGCCUCGGAGGACUUCAAUCGCGUUUUAGAACUAAAGCCUGGCUUCGAGGGCGCGCUUCUUCAGCGAUCCCGCCUCCACGCCCGGUCUGCGCAUUGGAAGGCUGCACUUGAAGAUCUUGAGCAUGCGGGGAAAAAGGCCUCGCCUGAAUAUAAGGAGGUGGAAGACGCGCGAGACGCAGCUGGCCUAGCUGUAGCCGCCGAAAAGAAAGGCGAUUGGGAAACAUGUGUCACACAGGCAGGAGUGGCCAUCAUGAAGGCGAAUACCGACUUGUCCCUUCGGAACACGCGAUCGCAUUGUCGAUUUAUGAGGGGGAGAUCGAGGAGGGCCGAUCGUGGCUUGGCUCAAAUCCGGAAAUGUCUACACACCGAUCCAGAUUCAAAACCCUGCGACGCUCUCUACCGACGAGAGAGGAAACUAUCCAAGCUUUUGGCAAAGAUGCACAGCGCAUUUGAAUCGCAAAAGUUUAGCAAUGCGGUCAAGCUACUGGUCGGUAGCGGCGAGGACACGGGCUUGAUCGAGGAUAUCAAAGCCGACACUAAAGAGGCAAGGGAUGCCGGUCACAUUCAUCCUGCAGCUCCGAGCAAUCUAUAUGCCUCUCUGGUCGAGAAGACGUGUGAAGCUUACCGAAAGAUGAAUAUGGUGAAGAAAGCAGGACCGUACUGCUCCGAGGCGCUGCAGUUGAUUCCGUCGUCCCUGCAUGGCCUUCUUUACGAGGCUCAGACUGAAUUAAACGAAGACCGGUUCGAGGACGCCAUUCGCACCCUCAGUACCGCGAAAGAACACCACGGUCACUCCGAAGAGGUCCAAAAGCUUCUUCAAAAGGCCCAGGCUCUUUUGAAACGCUCCAAACAGAAGGACUAUUACAAGGUCCUGGGCGAAUCUCGAAGGAGGCAGCAGAGAAAAGAUGGCGUCAUCAACGAAGCCUACGAGGUCCUGUCGGACCCAGAACUGCGUACUCGGUACGAUAGUGGCGACGAUCCCAAUGACCCCGAAUCACAGCGGGGAAACCCCUUCCAGCAGGGAAGCCCGUUUGGCCACGGCGGUAACCAACAAUUCUUCUUCCAGCAGGGCGGCGGCUCUCAUUUCAAGUUUUCCGGUCAGGGGUUCCCUGGUGGCUUUCCAUUCAGGUAA
This is a messenger RNA of Penicillium chermesinum, 1278 nucleotides long. RefSeq names its product DnaJ and TPR domain protein. The transcript has 5 exons. Lineage: Eukaryota; Fungi; Ascomycota; Eurotiomycetes; Eurotiales; Aspergillaceae. Gene Ontology annotation, biological process: protein folding in endoplasmic reticulum. The record is from RefSeq and is a predicted model, not a curated record. Gene Ontology annotation, molecular function: protein-folding chaperone binding; misfolded protein binding. Gene Ontology annotation, cellular component: endoplasmic reticulum. Bases 1 to 1278 code for a protein of 425 amino acids.